AUGUCUCGUCUGACCCAAGACCGUGUUCAGCAGUUGUACCAGGAGUAUGGUGAUCUGAAGGUGCUGGACGACAUCAUCCGCCACCGAGCCAAUGACGAGCUCCAGGCGCCCAUCCUGGGCUACCCUAAAUACUCUGACCGGAUUGACGAGUAUGAAGGCUUCACAGGCAAGCAGCUCGACUGCUUCGUUGAUGGAGCUGUGAAGAAAUACAUAUCACUCGGCCUUGAGUCUGGCGGCCGUGGCCCAGUUGGACUGCUCGCCCCAUCGAAUGUCGACUACGUUGUGUCUGUGUUUGCCCUCAGCCGACUUGGCUACACGCCGCUGUGUCUAUCGUUACGGAUCCCACCACCAGCUAUCCUGAACCUCCUUAAGCAGACAGGAUGCACUGUCUUGGUACAUGGCGCUGCCACCGCCAUCACGGACAAGGUCGCAGCGGUUGCCUCUGACUAUGCCGUCAAAAGUCUCCCCAUCCCGACCCGAGAGGACUACGACUCAGGGAGCAUCAGUUCCGGUCCUCGGUUCGAGAGAAGCUUCGACCGUGAGGAGGAAAACACACGGCCAGCCUUGAUCAUGCACUCGUCCGGAAGCACGGGACUGCCCAAGCCCGUGACGGUGAGCCACCGAGCACUCCUGACGCACGCGCUCCAGGGCGCUGGAAUGCACAACUUCAACCCACUGCCGUGGUACCACCUGUACGGCGUCUCAACAUGCCUGCAGGCCAUGUACCGGGCCAAGACGGCCAACAUGUACAGCGCGACCAUGCCGCUGACGACCGAGAACCUCGUCCUGGCCGUCCGCCAGCUCCGCCCGGACGCCAUCCACGUGGUGCCGUAUGUGUUGGGCCUGCUGGCCGAGACGCCCGAGGGCGUGGCUCACCUCAAGUCGGCCAAGAUGGUCACUAGCGCGGGCGCAAAGACGCCUGAUGAGCUCGGUGAUCGGCUGGUGGGUGAGGGCGUCAACCUGGCUGUUGUUUUCGGCACCACCGAAGCCGGGCUGGCAGGCGACACAAUGGGACGGGCCCCCGGCGACGACAGCUGGAACUAUGUGCGUUUCUACGCCUACCACCGAUCGUUCAUCCACAUGGACCCACUCGGCGACGGCUUGUUCGAAGCCGUCUACCUACCGGGCCACCCGGGCCUGUCGACGAGCAACUCGGACUCGCCGGUGCCGGGGUCGUGGCGGUCCAAGGACGUCUUCGCGCCGCACCCCACCAUCCCCGACGCCUGGAAGUGCAUCACGCGCCUCGACGACCGCGUCACCCUCGUCACGGGCGAGAAGGUGCUCCCGCUGCCCAUCGAGGGCCGCAUCCGCCAGCACCCGCUCGUGCGCGAGGCUGUUGUCGUGGGCAUCGAGAGGCCUGUUCCGGGGCUGCUCCUCUUCCGCGCGAGUGAUGAGCAGGGCUUGUCGGACGGUGAUUACCUCGACGCCGUCUGGCCUGCGGUUGAGGAAGCCAAUGCUGCGGCUGAGGCCUUCAGCCAGAUCUCGCGCGACAUGGUGGCCGUGCUGGGCGCUGAAGUUGACUACCCGCGCACCGACAAAGGCAGCAUCAUCCGGGCUCAGGUGUACAACGGGUUUGCGCAGGUCAUUGAUGACCUCUACACGGGCAUGGAAGAUGGGACUUCGGCCACCGGUGACCAUGAGCAAAAGGAGCGGCUGCCACUUACCGGCUUGGGUCUGGACGAGCUGGUGGCUCUGGUGGCCGGUGUUUUCCAGGAGGCGACAGGCCGGCCGCUGGCGUCGGAGGACGCUGAUUUCUUUGCCGCUGGCGUCGACAGCCUCCAGGCGUUGCAGAUGCGCCGGGCACUCCUCCGACGGCUGGACUUGCAGGGACGGCAUCUGCCUUCCAACAUUGUCUACGAGAGCGGCAGCGGUAGGGCGCUCGCACGCUUCCUCCACUCGCUGGGUCAGGGACAACUGCAGGACGGAGAGGCAAGGCCCGACGCGAUCCCGGCAAAGAGCCAGAUGGAAGACCUGAUUUCGAAGUAUGGCGGUUUCGGCAAGACAGUGCUCCUCACGGGCGCAACCGGCUCCAUCGGCGCGCACGUCCUCGCGCAGCUCAUCACCUCCCCCUCCAUCUCGCGCGUCUUCUGCCUCGUGCGCAGCAGCAGCAGCCCCAACGACACCUCCCCUCCCACCCGCCCUUCAGAUUCCUCGCCAUCAUCAGACCCCCCCGCCCUCAACCGCAUCCACGCCUCCCUGCGCACCCGCCGCCUCACCCACCUCCUCCACACCCACCCCACAGCCGCCUCCAAAAUCCACGCCCACACCGGCGACCCCUCCCUCCCGCAGCUCGGCCUCGACGAAUCCGUCUACGCCGACCUGGCAUCGACCUGCUCGCUGGUCAUCCACCUGGCGUGGCCGGUGCACUUCGGUCUGGGGCUGGGGAGCUUCGAGCCGCAUGUCAGGGGUUUGCGGGCGUUGUUGGCGAUGGCGCUGGAGCAGCGGGGGGAGCCGGCGGUGGUGUUGUUUGGGUCUUCGGUGGGGGUUGCGGGGCGGGCUUCUUCCGGGGGCGGGGAGGUUUUGGUGAAUGGGGGGGUGGUGACAAAAGGGGAGGAGGCGGGUGGGGUGGUGGUCAGGGAAGAGUCGGUGCCGGAUCUGGGGUGGGCGUCGCCGAUGGGGUAUGCGCAGUCCAAGCUUGUCGGGGAGCAUAUGGUGCUCCGGGCUGCGCGGGAGGCUGGGGCCAGGGCGUAUGUGCUGCGGGUUGGGCAGGUGGUGGGGGAUGCGGCGGAGGGGGUGUGGAAUGAGAAGGAGUUUGUGCCGAGUUUGAUUCGGUCUGUCUUUUUCUUGAGGGCGCUGCCGGCGCUGGAUGAGACCUGCGCCUGGCUUCCCGUCGACACGCUGGCCACCGCCAUCGUCCAGCUGGCUGACAAGCUCGACUCGGCGCCCCGGCCCUGCCACCUCGACCCCGUCAACCCGCCCAUCUUCUACAACAUGGUCAACCCGGCAUCGUUCGGCUGGUCAGACCUGCUACGGGUGCUCCGUUCCGCGCCGGGCAUCCCACCCUUCGCCGAGGUCUCGCCUGCGCUCUGGCUAGCCAAGCUGCGGGCGAGUGCGGCUCUGGGUCAGGAAGAGCGCAACCCGGCGGUGAAGCUGCUGGAUUAUUAUGAAGAGCAGUACGGAGCCGAAGAAGUGCACGUGGCCAAUGGCGUCGGAGGAGUCAGGGCUGCGAGUCGAAAGUCGGCGGUUGUGUUUGACACGACGGCUGCUCAGCGGGACUGUCCGGUGCUUCGCAAUCCGCCAAAGGUCCUGGAGGACGGGUAUAUCGAGAAGUUCUUGAAACACUGGUUGGAGAACUGGAAGGUUGUAAACUGA
This is a messenger RNA of Chaetomium fimeti, 3312 nucleotides long. Its product is annotated as putative NRPS-like enzyme. The record is from RefSeq and is a predicted model, not a curated record. The coding region runs from base 1 to 3312 and encodes 1103 amino acids. Lineage: Eukaryota; Fungi; Ascomycota; Sordariomycetes; Sordariales; Chaetomiaceae. Gene Ontology annotation, molecular function: phosphopantetheine binding. The transcript has 5 exons.